UCGACUUGAUUUCAACGACAGGAGAUGACUGGAUGUCACAGUCAGUGAAGUCAGAAUGCACAGCACCACAGCUGAGCAAUCCACAAGAUAGUACAGGAAUGGAAACGUAACUAUAAGCCUACUAUUAAUAGGGCCCAACUUACUUCAUUCAAUAAGAAUACAGCGGUCUGUCGUGCCUCAUGAUUUAAGUUACUGUCUUCGAAUAUAUUCACUACUGCUGAAUUAUAUAUAAAGACUAAAAUGGCAGGAAAGAAAGAGACCCCACUUGAUCAGCAGCUACAUCUGGCAGCCUUACAGGGAAAUCUGGAACAGCUGAAAAAAGUUCUAGCAACAAAAAAAGUUCAUGUGGAUUGUAAAGAUAAGGAAGGUACAACACCAUUAAUCUUAGCAGCAGCCAAUAACCACAUUGAAUGUGUUCGUGAAUUACUACGACAGGGUGCCGAUGCCACAGCCAGACGUUUGACAGGAACUUGUGCUUUAUUUUUUGCAUCUCAGGGAGGAUUUUUAGAAAUAGUUCAAGUUUUAUUAGAUCAUGGAGCAGAUGUGGAUCUGUGCAGUUUUGAUGGUGGAACACCAUUGUUUGUAGCUUGUCAGUGUAAUCAUCAAGAUGUUGUAGAAGAAUUAUUACGACUAGGUGCUGAUAUACAUACACAGAUGAUAGAUGGUGCUACAUCAUUAUUUAUAACAGCACAGAAUGGUCAUCUUCAAUUGCUCAAAUACCUCCUUUCAAAAGAAGCAGAUCCUAAUAUAAAACGAAAAGAUGAAGCUGGACCUUUAUGGAUAGCUGCCCAAAUGGGACAUGCAGCUAUUGUUAAAGAACUGUUAGAAGCUGGAGCAGAUGUUGAUGCCAAUAGGGAGGAUGGUGCCACACCAUUAUUUAAAUCAUGUCAUAAAGGUCAUAUAGAGGUUGUUAGAGAACUGCUCAAAUGUAAUUGUAAUACAGGUCUUUUACCGAAUGGUGAAACUGCACUUCAUGCAGCAGCCUUAUUUGGUCAUCUAAAGAUAGUUAAAUUAUUAUUAGAUUCGAAAGUUGACCCAAAUAUAAAAAAUAAGGAGGGUCAGACUGCGGCAGAACUAGCAAGGGAGGCUGGUUAUGAUGCAAUAGCUAAAUUUAUAGAAAACUAUGAUAUAGAAGAUAAUAAUGUCAAUGGUAAUAAUACAGCAGAAGCCUAGUUUGUAGUGUUUACAUUGAACUGUUGUAGACAUUGUGAUUUUUAAGUUCAGUAGUGGAAUUGCUUAAUGCUGAAUUUGAAUUGAACUUCAUUGAGGAGGGCUGUAAAUAUACUUUAUGUAUAGAGAUAUUUUACAGUAUAGGUUGUUGGUGUUUAUUUUCAUUGCUUUUAUUUGCAAUGUAGUGCAAUAUGAUCUCAUAUACUUGUUUAUCAGUGUAUGCUAAAUUGUUGCUGAGAUUCCAAAACCUUGACGAACAAAUGUCUUAAUAACAAAAGUGACACAAGGGAAAGUGAUAUUUACUCCAUAUAUCAACUUAAUAUAUUCAAGAAUAAUGGGUAUAUUUAAAACAGACUUUGUAUGAAGUUAAGUAUGAGGUUUUAGGAUUCCAGGAAUAGUUUAAGCUGACUGAUUUUAUCAUUUUUUAUUACUUUUUGCCUUUUGAUAUUAAUGAUUCCAUGCAGUGUUUUAGUAGGUAUUUUAAAUAUAUCAAUAUUUAUUUUAUUAAUCCUUUCAUUCUUUAUUGAACUAUUAAUUGAAUAAUUAGUGCUGGCACAAUUUUUAGUAUUUGUGUAAAUAUUGUUAAAAAACGAUUGGGGUGACAAAACAGGAAAAGUAUAAAAUUAUACAAGGGCAUGUCUGAAACAUUGUAGUUGAUAAAUGUGAGGUUUACUAUAAUAUAAGUAGUUACUGAUAUCUUCAGCUAAAUUAUGUGAAGGACCAGCUAUAUCAUAUAUAUACUGUAAAACAAGAAAUCUGUGUGGACAAGAAAUUAAUGCUUUGAAUGUGACCUGACACUUUAAGCAAUAUAAAAAAAAUAUUCUGGUUCUCAGAUAAUCUCCUGCCACUCAAAAAGAGCUGCAUGACCUGUUUAUAUUUCAAAAAAUAAAAACGGUCUCAUUAAUUACGGCUUGUGAAUGUUUUCUGCAGAAUAAGGAAGUAACUCCAUUAAAAAAUCCGAAUGAAUCUGGAAAUGUACCAUAGGCUCAAUUAUCAAAUAUGCAACCCUGAUAAAUGUUUUUGACAAUCAUAAAUGAUACUGGAUAAUCAGACAUUCAACAAUGUAAUGCCUUGAAAUGUGAUGUUAGAGAAGUCAUUUAGUCCUGUAGUUGCUAAAUUUACUCACUCCCUGCCCCCACCUUACCAUAAUUAAAUGAAAUGAAAUGUGUUUUAACAUCCUACUGUUCUUCUCUGACUGGGCUAAUGAAGAGGGGCAUACAGUGUGCUAUAAGGGAAAUUUUGCCCAGACAAUGGUGCUAGGGCCUCCUCUUACUUUGAAUUCCAACUGCCAAGGGAUCUUUUAUGUGCUAUCCAAUGUGUACACAGGACCUUGUUUUGUUUUUUGUCCCAUCCGAAUGACUAGACAACUGUCCUUGUCAGGAACUCUGUCCUGCUAAAAUGACUAGAGGAAACCACACUGGAAAUCCUGGUGAACUUUCUCGGCCAACAACGGGAUCAAAUCCGCGACCUCCAGGUUAGCAAGCCAGACAGUAAUUAAAGCAAUGAUGACUAAUUAGUUGAUGACCUUAUCAAUGUUAUUAAUAACAUUUAAACUAGCAGAGUAUUACUUUUUUGUUCAACUCUCAUAAUUUAGAAAGGAGGAUACGUUCGGUGUUAUUUAUUUAAAACUCAUUCAUACUUGAACCACAUCACAAAUUUCUUGUUAUAUAAUAGUAGGUGGAACCAAUUCUGCUAUAGCGAAACUCCCAUCACACUAUAACUAUAUAACUAUUUAUGAUUAUAAAACCAUAUUGUUUAAUAUAUAACCAUUAGUCAUUAAUAGAUGAUAAAAACAGGUCAAUAACCAGAACAUGUUGUUCAAUAUUAAAUGACGUAUAAUAGAUGAAUAUAUUGAUAAAACCAGAAAACAGAUCUCUUUCAUAGUUUAUUCACUUAAAACCAGAAUAAUUAAACUUUUGUAUUUAAAUAAUGCUAGAUAAUUAUAAACACAUUACUGUUUGCUUUGCCUUCGAUUUUAUUGUUCUGUUAAAGAUGCAUUAUGUAAGAGCUAAAUCUGCCUAUUGCAGGUCUUUUUUCCGUCUAUUAUUAAAACAUGUAUUAACAUGAAAACCCAUAAUCAGGUCUCUGGGUCAUGGGAUGGGCUCAAUUUGGAUGUAAAUGGAGUGUGGUUUUAUGGCACGUCAUCUCCAACCAAGCCCAAUUUUAUGAAGAUUAGACCACGGCCUUAAUGUAAACAAUCUACGCUACAUUUUGUCAAAAAUUCAAACACUUGUAACUUAGCAUAGAAUAAAGAAAUUUCCCUGUUAAUUUUCAAUAUAUUCAUUUUUCAUUAUCUAUUUUUGAACUAUUAUAGCAAGAAUGUCCAGCUCUUUAUCUAAUUCUUACAAAAUGCAUCUUUAAUGGUAAAUAUAGAUCAGUAUUUAUUGAAUAUUAAUCAUUUAAAUUCUCUGUCAAUGUGCUUAUGGCUAUUUUUGUGAAAAGGAACAUUUAUUUUAUGAUUGUGUAAACACAGUUGUACCAAAAUUACCUCAUUCACAAUUAGUUCCAUAAUAGUAUUGACUUAUUUACUUGAAGCUGAAAGUUUCCCGAAGUUUUCAGUAUUGAUAUAAUGUAUCUUAUGACAUGUUUUUUUGAAGAUGGGUGCUAAGACUCUGGACACAAGAAUUGUUUGUUCAUCAGAAACAUUCAAAUGGUCAAAAAGUCCCAGAUUUUGUUGUCUUAUUAAUGAAUGGCAGAAGCUUUAUCUACCUCUGCUUGUUGUAAAAUAUGGGCGUUGCUAUUUUUGUCAUGAUGUUUGGGAGUUUUAUGUCAAUUUUCUACUAUGUAAUUAACAUGCUUGGACUUAGUCAAACAUAUGCACUGGAAAAAAAAACAUGCUGUAUCUUUCUAUUACCUUCAGAAUAAAAGUCUUAACCAAAAGAGACACAUUAUGUCAUAAACUAAUGUAGAUUAUGCUAUUCUUUAUGUGUUCCUCUUUAAUUGAAUAGAUUUAUUGAACAUAUCAGCACAAUACAGGCUAUAUAAAUCAGAUAUAGUUCAAAUUGCUGAUAGACCAGUUAUUGGGAAAUAAGAAAUAUAUAUGUAGUAACUGGUUUCAUAUUACAUCUUUUAUCAACUUAUACCCAUUUAUCCAUGACAGUGCAUGGAUUUAUUAAAUAAUAGUAUCUCUUGUUUAUUUUUGAUUACUAAUAAUGGACUCGUUAUAGGCCUAUUAACAUCAUUUAAUAAAGCAGAUCUGUGUGUAACUUGUACUGUAUGUUGUAAUAAAACCAAAGAUAUAAUAACAUUUUAUAUAAGUCUGCCCUGACUUGUUAUCAUGUUGAGUUAAUCAUUGAUAUAUUACUCAGGUCUAUUAAUAACCUAAUCACAAUAAUCUAGUCCUUGUGUAUACACCCACUAGGUCAUGUCAAGCCCAAUGUUACUAUCCUACUUGUUAUAACAAUGUGCUGAACAGAAUAAAUUACUUCUAUAAUAUUUGAACAAAAUUAUCAUUUAAGUGAGUUUAAGGAAGAUCAUUAUACAUGUUAUUUUAAAGAUAAUUUCAAUGACAAUAGCAAUAGCAAUAUACAUACUCAACCUUUCAUUUAAACAUAUAGCACAAAAAAAGAAUGUCAACGGUAAUAACGUGUGACUAUAUUUUAUAUCUAUUUAUGUAAAAUAGCGUUUGGGGGCAGGGUGGUAAAGUGAGGGAUUAUUUAAUACAAAGUUUUAAGUUUUGCUUGUUGAAGUUAAAGGGAUUAAUUAUUCAAAUGUAGGAUGUAAAAUUGCUAUAAUACUAUGAUGUUAGUAUAGAUUAUUUGAAAUUUGAGCCAAUAUAUGAUAUUAAAUUAUAGUGUAGGUUGAUAUAUGAAUAUCCAACAAUAAUAAUACUCUGUAUAUCAGUAUUAUGAUAUGAUAGUGUAUUUAAAUUUCAUUAUUUUAUAGCUUAUUUCUUCUACUGCCUUAUAAAUAUAUGCUUACAUUUUAGGUUCAUUAUAGACAUUUUAUAGUAUGAUUAUUAUAUAUUUAGAUUGUCGGAAGGUAUUAGAAAUACAUGUUAUGGAGAGAGUAGAUAAAUAUUCGUUUGUAAAUCACCUUUUUUCUCAUUCAUGUUCAUUCCUUAAGAAUUUAAUGUUUAGAUCUGCAUGUUCAUGGGGAUGAGUUCUCUGAAGCAUUUUGCCAGUCUUGUCAAAAGAAAUUUAGUCCGAACUGUAAUCACCAUCUGUUGUGAACAUGGCGGUGGGGGGAAGGGGACAUACAAAAAUCUUUUUUCAUUUUUUUAUGUGUCAAAUGGCUUUAUGUUGGAUUUUACACUAUGAAAACAUACCUUACGAUUAUUAUCCCAGAUUAUUAUAUAAUAGAUACUGUAUGAAUAAUAUUCAUUCAUCUAAAUCAGUUUCUGAAUCUCACUCCAUGAGAGAUUGUAUCUUGGGCAUAAUAUAGAAUGAUGCCCAACACUUAUCUUCUUGGGGAUUCUUUACAAAAAAUACCUUCGACUGCUAGAUAAUUUAUGAAACUUUAAAUACCAUAAUGCAGGGAAUAUGAUUUGGAAAAAAUAACUGAUUAGCAAUUAUUGGAUGUCUGAAAAUUGAAUGGUAAAUCAAGUUUGUUAAACAUUUUUUCACGCUUGAUUUUGAAUAAGAGACUUCAUUUGCAAAUUCUGCUAAUCAAAUAAAUAAACUGCGAUACGAUACUGCUUAUCAUAUUCCCUGCCGUAAUGUAAAUUAACUUUCAUAUUGUAGUUUGAUUUUUCCUUAAAAGUAUGUUUGUUUAAUCUGAUUCGAUCUCAGUAAAGACAUAAUAAUUCCUGUCUUAUAAUGUUACAUUUGUAGCAAUUAGAUACUCCGUUUGCUUUUUGAAUUCAUGAAUCCGUCAUUUAAUUUUUAUUAUUCAUGUAUUUUAGAUUAUGCCAGAUCUUUUUGUUGUGUGUUCAUAAUUUAUGUUGAUUUCAAACAUUGUUUUUAAAUUAAAACAAAACCUUACACAAAUUUUGAAGUUGUAGAAUAUGUAAACAAAAGGGUCAAAGCUUACUUUACCUCUUUUCAUAUUUUAAUAUUUUGUUCCCAUCUUAUAACCAGUUUUUCACUUUGCAAACUUUAAUAUUGUCUGGAAAAUUAGAAGUGUAAAAUUAUAGUCUCUGAAUGUCCUGUUAUUGUAAUUGUACACAAUUGUUGUUAUUGUUUCUAGCUAACUUUAUUAUACCUCAAUUUCUUAUUAUAGCUAUUCUAUGAUUUUAUGAAACAGUAUUUAAUGGUAUCACCAUUGUACAUAAUGUAUAAUAAAUUUGUGUUAUAUCAACUAGUGCCUUUAUCACAUUAAUGUAUUUAUUUUCUUAUUCUAACUUUAAGCUUAUCUUUAUAUGUGUGUAAGGUUGUCAUCACUAAAUUUACUUUUAAAGUUCUAACCCACUGAACACUUCCUCACAGCUCACUAGUAAACAAUAUUAUCUGUUCAAAGAUAGAUUUUUUUUCUCUGACAUCUGUGCCAUGCAUGGAAAGUGUGUGAGUUAACAUAUUGUCUUAUUCACAUAAGUCAAGCCUAUCUUAGAUAUUUCUUGUUUAUUGUGAGAUAAGCCCAUUGAUCAUAGUUUUCGGACAAUAUCUUAACUUAUUAAUGGCUUAAUGAAUGCUAAAAUGUACUUGCAUUGGUUAUUUAACAUUUAAGAAAACAGAAUCAAGUAUGGAUGGUAGAUUAUCUCCUAGCUUGGAUUCAAUGGAAAUAAAAAGAGGCCCAUCAAAUGACUUUUUCCCCAGUAUUUAAUGAUGUCUCUGGCUUGUUUAUAAUGUCUGCAGAGUUUGCUAAAUAUAGCAAAAUGUUAAAUCCAUCAUAUCUUUGUAGAUACUAAACAGAAUUAAACCAUUUUUGGCCGAUAUCCAAUUUAGAGAUUCAAUUUUCACCGUUCACUUGCCUUUGUAGAUACAAGCAACAAAAACAUUAUUGGAUAUAAAACUUUAUAUAGCCAUAGGCAAAAAAUUAUAAAGGCACAUUGAUUGUUUUUAGUAGCGGUAACAUACUAAAUGGCUGUAACUUGAUGUGGAAUUGUCACUAUGAUUUUAAUCAUUUUUUUUUUUUUUAAAAAAAACUCCAUUGGUGUGUCAAAGAAUUAUGAAUUGAACAACAAAUUAGAUGAUAAAAAUCAGACAUUGCAUCAUUAUGAAGUGUGUUCUGAUGGUAAUAGUAUGUAGAUUUACUUCACAUGUAUUCCUUGGUAAAAUAAACUGAUUGAUUUAAGCUGUAA
This is a messenger RNA of Patella vulgata (common limpet), 7348 nucleotides long. RefSeq names its product ankyrin repeat domain-containing protein 29. The record is from RefSeq and is a predicted model, not a curated record. Gene Ontology annotation, molecular function: protein binding. The transcript has 9 exons. NCBI's taxonomy places the organism in Eukaryota, Metazoa, Mollusca, Gastropoda, Patellidae. Bases 241 to 1173 code for a protein of 310 amino acids.